Messenger RNA from Neolamprologus brichardi, 5243 nucleotides. It is a transcript of the gene drd1a, whose product is annotated as dopamine receptor D1a. The record is from RefSeq and is a predicted model, not a curated record. Gene Ontology annotation, molecular function: G protein-coupled receptor activity; dopamine neurotransmitter receptor activity, coupled via Gs. Gene Ontology annotation, cellular component: plasma membrane. Gene Ontology annotation, biological process: G protein-coupled dopamine receptor signaling pathway; adenylate cyclase-activating adrenergic receptor signaling pathway; positive regulation of MAPK cascade. Lineage: Eukaryota; Metazoa; Chordata; Actinopteri; Cichliformes; Cichlidae.
CUGCAGGAGGACGCAGCGAGAGCGCUGAGUGACAUUUGAAUCCGGUGGUGUGUACUAUUAAAUCGCAGCAACAGUCAGCGAGCUGGCUUCCAGGGAGGACACAGGACUGUGCAUUUAUUUGUGUUUGCAGGAAAUGGGGUCUGGAUGCUCUUUGGAGGGACUUUACACUGGGAAGUUCGGAUGGAAGCGGCGGGACGUUUGCUUUUAGAUGUGGUAUCAAGCUGCAGCUGACCGCACACUUUAUCUGUCUUUCCUUGAUUCAGCCCAGAUUUACCACAUUAUGAGAGGCAUCCGAAUUCUACAAAUACAUAACUAUAACUGGAAACUAUUCAAAAGGAGACUGAUUUUGAUGAGGUGAAAUUUGGAGCAUCAGGAGCUACAAAGAGAUAUGCAAAGGGCUACUGAUGUGUUCUGUAAGCAGACAGAGGAUUCCUGCGAUUACAUUGGGUUUGGGGCUAAAACAGAACAAGCAGAAGAGAAUCAGUGACUACACCACUGCACUGAGGAAUUAAGGUACAACUACCUCUCCAUCAGUGCAGCUCAGAUGAUGUCAAAUCUAUUUUACAAGGUCAGAGGGCAAAUGUCUGUCCCAGAGAGCAUUUGCCUGAAAUGUCUCAUCUUUCAUCAUUUAUCAGACGAUAAAUUGAUGGAGACUUUUUGCAGUAAUGGAGAACAGGAGCCUCAUAGAAACUAGUGGAUAAAAUGUAACAAGACUCUUCAGUAUGACAUAAGCAAAGAACCCCCUCCUCCCCAAGCACACACUCACUUUCAGGGAUGGAUCCCAUGAACUUUACAACGGUCAUUGACAAUGGGUUUUUGGACGAGGCGCCAUCGAGUCGUGUCCUAACUGGCUGUUUUCUCUCGCUGCUCAUCCUCACCACCUUGCUUGGAAACACUCUGGUUUGCGCGGCCGUCACCAAGUUUCGCCAUCUGCGUUCUAAAGUGACCAACUUUUUUGUGAUCUCGCUGGCCGUGUCCGACCUAUUGGUUGCCAUCUUGGUGAUGCCCUGGAAAGCAGUGACGGAGAUCGCCGGAUUCUGGCCGUUUGGCUCUUUCUGCGAUACCUGGGUAGCUUUUGACAUUAUGUGCUCCACGGCCUCAAUUCUGAACCUUUGCGUCAUAAGCCUGGACCGCUAUUGGGCCAUCUCCAGUCCUUUCCGCUAUGAGAGGAAGAUGACACCCACAGUGGCCUAUAUUAUGAUCAGUGUGGCCUGGACGCUGUCUGUCCUCAUUUCCUUCAUUCCAGUGCAGCUCAACUGGCAUAAAGCCCAAACCAAAUCUUACACUGCUCUUACUGGAUCCUCUGUUUCACUGGCAUCAAACGCUACAUCUUACCCAGAGAACUGUGACUCAAGCCUAAAUAGGACCUACGCCAUCUCCACCUCUCUUAUAAGCUUUUACAUCCCUGUGGUCAUCAUGGUGGCCACCUACACACAGAUUUACCGCAUUGCCCACAGACAAAUCAGGAGGAUCUCUGCUCUAGAGCGGGCAGCCGAAAGUGCCAAAAACAGACACGACAGCAUGGGCAGAGGCUCCAGCAUCGCAGACUCAGAGAGCUCCUUCAGGUUGACAUUCAAGAGGGAGACAAAGGUGCUGAAGACGCUGUCAGUGAUAAUGGGGGUGUUUGUGUGUUGCUGGCUCCCAUUUUUCAUCCUCAACUGCAUGGUGCCCUUCUGCGAGCAGUCGAACGGAGGGGAGGCUUUCCCCUGCAUCAGCCCCACCACGUUUGAUGUGUUCGUGUGGUUCGGCUGGGCUAAUUCCUCACUAAACCCCAUCAUCUAUGCCUUCAAUGCGGAUUUCCGGAAGGCCUUCUCCAUCCUGCUGGGAUGCCACAGACUGUAUCCAGGAGGCCACGACAUAGAGACGGCCAGUCUAAACAAGAAAUGACUCACAACUCUCUCACAGCACUGACUCAUCCCUUAAUUCUUAAAACAGUCCAAGAGUUCCUGUUGCAGCCAGUCUGAUUGACUUGAAAUGCAAAGGCUGCUUUCGUGCGCUAACUCUUAUUUUGACUGAAGGGUACGACGACCCCACAUGCAUCCAUGUUUGCAUUAGGUGAAUGGUCUGCCUUUGCGAUGUCUACCAUAGCGGGCUUGCUGUGCUCGUCAUUGUCUCUACACUGUCUUCAGAUAGGAGAAGCUCCCGAUAGAGGAGAGAGGAUUUGGGAUUAAAAUCUGCCGCUGUUGCACCAGGGAUCUGGGAGAGCAGCGGUGCUGACAAGCUCUUGGGAUAGAUAAUCCCAUGACUGGGCAGCACACACCCUAAUGAUGUCAGACACUGCUCUCUUCUAUAUCAUCAAACACACACACACAAACAAACACUGUCAAAACAUGCUCCCCGAAAUACCAUGUAGCACCCAGCAUGCACACUACAACAACAAAUUCCAUGACAGCACACAGAAACACUCUUAGUCUUUACACUGACAUUUCAGGACCUGCAAAGACUACAGCAGUAAAGCAUCAAGCCAAAUUAUGUCGAACAUAUGUACAGGUAAAGUACAUCCACAAGUGACUUAAUAUUACAGCUAGAAUGAAAAGUGAAUAAAUUCAAGUGUAAAAGGAAAUCCCUAAGAAGUGGAGACGUAAAAAUGUGAUCUGAAUCCGUAUAGGAUGCAGAGAUGGGGAAAAACAAGCCGACUGCCUCGUUACUGGUUGAAAUGUUAUUUAUAAAUCAUCGACAUUUGGAAUCAUUAUAACUUUAAACCAAAUUUACAAACUUGUGACCUCAGAAAUGACACCAGUCAGCAGCAACAUUAAAACCAUUUGCCUAAUAUUGUGUAACACUUUGGGCCCUGUGGGUUGUGAGGUGGGGCAACGGUGGAUUGCAUCCUGGAGAUGCUCAACUGAAGAUCUGCUAAGUUCAGAGGCCAGGUCAGUGCCUCUGGCUCUUCUUGUGUCGAGUCAUCACUGAGCAGUUUUUGUAGGGUGGAGGGGUGCCUUGACCUGCUGUGUUCAGGGAAUAAGUUGCCACUGGGUUGUGUUUGUUCUGCCGCUAUGUUCAUGUGGGUGGAAUAUGUCAAAGUAACAUCUAGAUAAGUGUUUGAGCCCAAAGUUUCCCUGCAGAGCAUUCCAUUUUUACCAGAUAAAGAAUGUUAUUCAUUUUACCUGUUUGUGGUUUUAAUGUUGUAUCCAAUUGCCUGAUUUGUCCAGUGCUUGAAAGUGUUUUAUUGGCAGAAGACAGUAUUGUACCUGCUAUGGAUGGGAUUAUUAUGGGAUUAUGGGUUCUUUAUGUGAAAACUGAAAUGGGUUGGUGUAAUGUUGUUUCAUGUUCCUGUGAAAUUUAACAGAAAUACAGUGUCAACUGGUGACACACUUCCUUUGUGCCAUAAAUUGCAUAGUAAAAGCACAUCUAAAUGACAAUUGUGUCAUUUUUUGUGACCGUUAUUUACCAUGGGUCUUGUUCUCACUGAUUUUGUCACAGUUCUUAUUGGUUUGGAUACAUUACUGAAUUUCUCUGUGAACUCCAACAAGGCAAUGAACACAAGAUGCCAGACAAUCAGCCAGCCUACAGUUUAGAGCAUUACAACUACUGCUUUUCUGAGUUAAACCUAACAAGACGGACAAUGCAAAAAAGCAACUUGUAGCACAAGAAAACCGCAUGACAGGCAACGGGACUCUCGUACAAAAUAUAAGUUAGAAAGAAACAGAGGAACACCAUAAUUUGUAAGAAUUAAUUAAAAACCACACAACUCUAUUGGGAAAUAAAAGUCCACUUAUCAGCUGUUUUACUUCACUUGAAACAUAAAUGAAUUUUGGUGUAAUAAAGAUGUUUUUUAAAAAACUUAUUACAUCACAUCAUUCAAGUUGCUAGUUUGACAUGAAAUGCAUUAGACCACAGUUUAAAUUAUGCUUUAGACUGAUUUUUACAUUUAUUUACUGCUGUACUUAAACUGCAAAUUUAAUAAUAUGUUUUCUAUAUCAAAUGCAUCUUUUCAUUUCCAAUAAAGCCCCCCAAAAUAAAAAAAUCAGUAAUCGUCAGAAGAAUUUUGCUCAUCAAAGAUGAAUAAACAAGACAAAUCUUAAUUAUUAUUAUCUUUAUUAUUUUAGUGAGGCCACUAUGUUCCCAUAUAAUGAAUAAAAAAUGGCCCAUGUUUUGGAAAAUUAGCUGUCUUGUCUGGUUUCCUGUCUGGAAAUCUUUCAUCAGUAGCAGAACCCCAGGAAGUAAUGAAAUAGUCCUGCACGUAUUGCAAUGUAAUAUAAACACUUUUUAUACCGCAAAUCAAAAUUAAUUUUAGAGGUGCUGGUAAAUAUUCUUUUUAGCUUUGGAGAAAGUUAGCAUUUGCCACUGCUUCCAAUCUUUUGCUAAGUGAAUUUUUCUCUUUGUGUAAGCUAAAGCUGACUUAGUUUGCUAAUGAGCUUUAGCUUGUUCUUCUUCUUCUUUUUUUGAAAAUUACCUGUAGAAGUAUUAGUAAACUUUGAUUUUAGCUUUGAAAAAAAAAACUUUAAACAAAGCUAGUUAGCAUUUUUACUGCAUCCAAUCACUGUGCUAAUAAUUCUGUUUCUGUAGGCUUUAGCCACCAUUGCAUUCAACAUUAGCUUAAUUUUUCAGGCCCAGGGGUUGUCACUUGGGUGACAGGCACAAAUUCAUCUGACAGACAUGAGUGGUGUUGACCAUCAAAUCUAAAUCUUGGCAGAAUCAAUCAUGACUGAUAGAUGUUGUGGCCAAAACUGUGAAAAUAAGACCCAGCAAAUAUCAGAGACAUAACAAGAUAAAGAACAUCAUCAUUAAGAUCUACUGCUAAUCUCUUAGCCAGAGUGAGAUUUCAUGACAAGCAAAAGCUGUAAGUGUGUUGUGAGUGAAUAUGCAGGUGUUAUAUUGGUUUUACUACUGCAUACAUGUUAUGUUACAUUCAGAACUGUAUAAAGCCAUCAGAAGAAACAGCUGUGCAGUGUCUGCUUGUGCAUGUGGAAGCAUCAGUGCACAUGUUUAUAAAUGUAUAUUUGUCCAUUUUCAUGAAAUCCACAGGGUGUGUGUGUGUGAGAUAAAGAGACAGAGUGGCUGCACAGCCUUGACCUCCACACAUCAAAUUACCUAAAGCCAAUUUCACACCAGCAUCCAAAGAGCAAAACCUAAUGGGAUCAGCUGCGCUUCACAUCUAACAUUUCACUCUCACAUAACCCUGGUGUUCAUGUGUUUGUUCAGUCCGGUGAUGUAUUGCCAUCAUUAGUAAAGUGAAGCGCCUAAUCAGAAGUUGUGAAUAGCCUGGCAUAAUAAAGGAGUGCAACCAUUGUGGCACCUCUUUA